AUGCAGUCAGGUAAAGUGAUCAUAGAAGAUGUGGCUGUGGUCUUCACGCACGAAGAGUGGGAUUUGCUUGAUCCUGCUCAGAGGAAACUCUACAGAGACGUGAUGAUGGAAACCUUGAGAAAUCUGGCUUCAGUCGCCCUCACUGCACCUAUGCAAAUUCAUAAUGGAGAGAGUCCCUAUGAAUGUAAGGAAUGUGGGAAAACCUUUUGCCAAGCGUCAAACCUCACAACGCGUAGAAGAAUCCGCACUGGAGAGAGGCUCUAUGAAUGUAAGGAACGUGAGAAAUACUAUACUCAAUGGUCAGGCCUCAGAAUACACAGAAGAAUCCACAGUGGAGAGAGGCCCUAUGAAAGCAAGGAUUGUGGGAAAUCCUUUUGUCGACUCUCAAACCUCAUAACACAUAGAAGAAUCCUCAGUGGAGAGACUCACUGUGAGUGUAAAAAAUGUGGAAAAGCCUUUAUUUCUUCCACAGCCCUCUCUGCACAUAUGCGAAGUCAUAGUGGAGAGAGGCCCUACGAAUGUAAGGAGUGUGGGAAAGCCUUUCUCCGAGCUUCACACCUCACAACACAUAGAAGGAUCCACAGUGGAGAGAGGCCCUAUGAAUGUAAAGAAUGUGGAAAAGCCUUUAUUUCUUCCACAGACCUCACUUUACAUAUGCGAAUUCAUAGUGGAGAGAGGCCCUAUGAAUGUAAGGAAUGUGGGAAAGCCUUUAUCCGAGCUUCACACCUCACAACACAUAGAAGAAUCCACAGUGGAGAGAGGCCCUAUGAAUGUAAUCUGUGUGGGAAAUCCUUUACUGUCCUGUCAAGCCUCACAACACAUAGAAGAAUCCACAGUGGAGAGAGGCCCUAUGAAUGUAAGGAAUGUGGGAAAUCCUUUACUCAGUGGUCAAGCCUCACAAAACAUAGAAGAAUCCACAGUGGAGAAAGGCCCUAUGAAUGUAAUGAGUGUGGGAAAGCCUUUCUCAGAGCAUCAUCCCUCAGAACACAUAGAAGAAUCCACAGUGGAGAGAGGCCCUAUGAAUGUAAGGAAUGUGGGAAAUCCUUUACUCAGUGGUCAAGCCUCAGAACACAUAGAAGAAUCCACAGUGGAGAGAGGCCCUAUGAAUGUAAGGAGUGUGGGAAAGCCUUUCUCCAAUCUUCACACCUCACAACACACAGAAGAAUCCACAGUGGAGAGAGGCCCUAUGAAUGUAAGCAGUGUGGGAAAUCCUUUACUCGAGGGUCAAGCCUCACAACACAUAGAAGAAUCCACAGUGGAGAAGACCUUAUAAAUGCAAGGAUUGUGAGAAAUGCUUUCGUGGACUCUUACACCUCAUAA
This is a messenger RNA of Chrysochloris asiatica (Cape golden mole), 1320 nucleotides long. Its product is annotated as zinc finger protein 420-like. NCBI's taxonomy places the organism in Eukaryota, Metazoa, Chordata, Mammalia, Afrosoricida, Chrysochloridae. The record is from RefSeq and is a predicted model, not a curated record. The transcript has 4 exons. Bases 1 to 1320 code for a protein of 439 amino acids. Gene Ontology annotation, biological process: negative regulation of transcription by RNA polymerase II. Gene Ontology annotation, molecular function: DNA-binding transcription repressor activity, RNA polymerase II-specific.